AGUGAGGCAACAUUCAUAUGGCAGUGCAGACACUAAAAGAAGCAUGGAAGGGUUAACCGAGUUUGUGUCAAAAUCUUUUGUCAAAGACAAUAUACCAAAGUUCCCCGAGUCAACCCCUACCUUUCCCUGUAAGGUAGAGGCUGGGUUUGACCCCCCGUCCGAACCCACGGAUCUGAGGACACGUAAGAGGAGUGAAAGUCCGGAGCCUAAAACCUCCAAAAACGAGGUACAAGAGGGGACCCCUCCAACCACUAAAGUAGAAACAAUAGAGUGUUCCGAUGAAUCUGACAAUGAAUCCGCCGUCAAUGAGAGGAACAGCGUAUCAGAGGAAGGGAAGGAUCACCCAAAACUGAAGCAGAGACGGAGCCGGACAAACUUCACGUUAGAACAGCUGAACGAGCUGGAGAGGUUGUUUGACGAGACGCACUACCCUGACGCCUUCAUGAGAGAGGAACUCAGUCAAAGACUGGGAUUGUCGGAAGCCAGAGUCCAAGUAUGGUUUCAGAACCGGAGAGCAAAGUGCAGAAAACAAGAAAGCCAGAUGCAGAAAGCUGGGUUACUGAUUCAAGCACAAGGAACGCCAUUAGACGCCUGCAGAAUGACGCCAUACGUAACCAUGCCUCCGAUGCGUGAACCGAUCGAGCGCUUACCGCCCAUAUCGCCCUUCCUCCCCUACUACCCGAUCCCCACCCCCGGGAGUCACGCCCCUCAGGCCCUCCACCCCUUACUUCUGUAUCACCACCACUAUGCUGCGGCCUUGAACUACGACAGAAAGUCAAACGACUCCUUGCAUGACACCAACUUAUUCAUAAAUGCAGAUAAUUUCGAAAUUCUAUACUUACAUUGUGUAUAUGAGGUCAAGAAUUCCAGCAUUGCGGAUCUUAGAAUGAAAGCGAGACAGCACCUAGCUUCACUGGGAAUCUGAAAAAGUAAACAUUGUUGGAUUUUAUAAUUCGACAGUAUUUUGAAUGAUAUCAUAGAUAUUUUAUCUCUUCUAAGUCGCAAACUUUUGAAGUUUUUAUAAACUUGUCUUUGUUGAAUAUAUUCAGUCUUUCAGAGUAUUCGAGAUAUCAGUGGUAAAAAAAGUAGUUGGGACUUCAAAUUCACAUCGAUAUCCAUUUAUCUAUGGUAUUCGAGAUAUCAGGUUUCGAGAUACCGAAGUUCAACUGUAACUUUUUAAAAAGUUUAUGUACUA
This is a messenger RNA of Saccostrea cuccullata (small rock oyster), 1195 nucleotides long. RefSeq names its product short stature homeobox protein 2-like. Lineage: Eukaryota; Metazoa; Mollusca; Bivalvia; Ostreida; Ostreidae. The transcript is spliced from 4 exons. Gene Ontology annotation, biological process: regulation of transcription by RNA polymerase II. Gene Ontology annotation, molecular function: DNA-binding transcription factor activity, RNA polymerase II-specific; sequence-specific double-stranded DNA binding. The coding region runs from base 44 to 925 and encodes 293 amino acids. Gene Ontology annotation, cellular component: nucleus. The record is from RefSeq and is a predicted model, not a curated record.